Rosa chinensis is the source of this 1664-nucleotide messenger RNA. Its product is annotated as wall-associated receptor kinase-like 22. Gene Ontology annotation, biological process: cell surface receptor signaling pathway; protein phosphorylation. The transcript has 3 exons. Gene Ontology annotation, cellular component: plasma membrane. The record is from RefSeq and is a predicted model, not a curated record. The coding region runs from base 126 to 1508 and encodes 460 amino acids. Gene Ontology annotation, molecular function: protein serine/threonine kinase activity; calcium ion binding; ATP binding. Lineage: Eukaryota; Viridiplantae; Streptophyta; Magnoliopsida; Rosales; Rosaceae.
GCAAUGCUAAUAGCAACUGCGUCAACAGGCCUAUCGAUGGGUCUGUAGGUUACUUGUGCCAGUGCUUGCCUGGUUACGAAGGAAACCCCUACCAUCCAGACGGUUGCCAAGAUAUUAAUGAGUGCAUGGCUCUAAACCCCUGCCAGAAUGGAGAGUGCUUAAAUUCACCUUCAGGUUACUCUUGUUUAUGUCACAAAGGAUACAAACACAACGGCAUCAGUUGCAUCAAAGAUGAUUCCGAAAGACGGUUCAAGAUCGUUCUCCUGCGUUUUGUCUCAUUGGUUGGCGGCAGUACUCUUGGACUAAUAUUUCUAUCCAUUGCUGCAUGGUGGUUGGUCCAAGUCAUAAAGAAAAGGAAAAACAAAAAACGAAAGGAGAAGUUUUUUAAACAAAAUGGUGGUUUAGUAUUGGAGCAACAAUCAUCUUCUGGUGAUCAAGCUAAUGUUCAAAAAAUUAAGUUGUUCAAUUCAAGGGAGCUGGAGAAAGCCACGGACAAGUUUAGCAUAGAUAGAAUUCUUGGCCAGGGAGGGCAAGGUACUGUUUACAAGGGAAUGUUGAUGGAUGGACAAAUUGUUGCUGUAAAAAAGUCUAAAAUAGUUAACGGAGGCGAAGUUCAACAAUUCAUUAAUGAAAUUGUGAUUCUUUCACAAAUUAACCACAGAAAUGUGGUUAAACUAUUGGGUUGUUGUUUGGAGACCGAAAUUCCCCUCUUGGUCUAUGAAUUUCUACCGAACGGAACACUUUCUCAGUACAUUAAUGGCCAAGAUGAGGAGUUUCCUCUUACAUGGGGAACGCGAUUGCGAGUGUCUACAGAAGUUGCUAGAGCUCUUUCAUAUUUACACUCGGCAGCUUCUAUUCCUAUUUACCACCGGGACAUCAAGUCCACCAACAUACUCUUGGAUGCCAAGUAUAGAGCAAAAAUUGCAGAUUUUGGGACUUCAAGAUCCAUUUCCAUUGACCAGACACACCUCACCACACUAGUACAUGGAACAUUUGGUUAUUUGGACCCAGAAUACUUUCAAUCAAGCCAAUUUACAGAAAAGAGUGAUGUUUACAGCUUCGGUGUGGUCCUUGUUGAGCUCUUGACUGGACAAAAACCAGUUUCCAUGAUGAGAUCGCAAGAAAGUAGAAGCUUAGCAACUCAUUUUCUUCUUUCCAUGGAGCAGAAUCGUUUGUUUGAUAUUCUUGACGCUCAAGUUAUGAAAGAUGGUAGCAAAGAAGAAAUUAUAGCAGUUGCUAACCUUGCGCAAAGAUGCUUAAAUUUGAAUGGAAGGAAACGUCCUACUAUGAAAGAAGUAGCAGUGGAACUGGAGGGCGUUCAAUUGGCAGUCAAAGACGCUGUUCAUGUUCAACAAAAUUUGGUAGAGGAAGGAGAUGUCGGAACUGAUGAAAUAACCACAGAGGCUUAUUGCGAUGUUGUUUCUACAUCAAUUGGUCCUUUUACAGAUGGUGGUACUACAGGUUCUCUAUCCGAUGAACAACCACUAUUGUUUUACAAUACACAGUAGUAAGUCGAGGGAACAAAAUGCUGAAAUUGCAAAUCAAAUCAAUGAUGCCACUGUUAGAUUGGAGGCCAUCUAGCUAGAUGGCAAUCACGUUUUUCUUCUUUUACAGUUUAGCUAUUGCAGGCUAUACAUAUAGCUAGGCAAUUUAGUAUGAAUAAG